Messenger RNA from Sphaeramia orbicularis (orbiculate cardinalfish), 4051 nucleotides. It is a transcript of the gene sf3b3, whose product is annotated as splicing factor 3b, subunit 3. The record is from RefSeq and is a predicted model, not a curated record. Gene Ontology annotation, molecular function: protein binding; nucleic acid binding. Lineage: Eukaryota; Metazoa; Chordata; Actinopteri; Kurtiformes; Apogonidae. The coding region runs from base 167 to 3820 and encodes 1217 amino acids. The transcript is spliced from 27 exons. Gene Ontology annotation, cellular component: nucleus.
CACGUACGGCGGCUCGUCGUAAGUUACUGAAGUGGCGCAGGAGCCGCUUGAAUAAAUGAAACUGUAUCGAUCCGAAAUCUAAGUCAUCUUCCCUGAUACAGCGGUGGGGUGAAUCCUCUGUUUCUGCUCCUGGAGAUCUUGGUGGAAAACCCACUGAAAAGGAGCCAUGUUUCUCUACAACAUCACCCUGCAAAGAGCCACUGGCAUUACCCAUGCCAUCCAUGGGAACUUCUCCGGAACCAAGAUGCAGGAGAUUGUUGUUUCCAGGGGAAAGAUCUUGGAACUGUUGAGGCCCGAUGCCAACACUGGAAAGGUGCACACCCUGCUCACUGUUGAGGUGUUUGGCAUCAUUAGGUCCCUGAUGGCCUUCAGACUCACUGGAGGAACAAAGGAUUACAUUGUUGUGGGAAGUGACAGUGGUCGUAUUGUUAUCCUGGAAUAUCAUCCUUCCAAAAACAUGUUUGAGAAAAUCCACCAGGAAACAUUUGGGAAGAGUGGCUGCCGACGCAUUGUCCCUGGACAGUUCCUGGCUGUUGACCCAAAAGGCAGAGCUGUCAUGAUAGGCGCUAUAGAGAAACAGAAGUUGGUUUAUAUUCUGAACAGAGACGCAGCUGCUCGACUCACCAUCUCAUCUCCACUGGAAGCUCACAAAGCCAACACACUGGUGUACCAUGUGGUAGGAGUCGAUGUUGGCUUUGAAAAUCCCAUGUUCGCCUGUCUUGAGAUGGACUAUGAAGAAGCUGACAAUGAUCCGACAGGAGAAGCAGCUGCCAACACGCAACAGACACUCACCUUUUACGAGCUGGACCUGGGCUUGAAUCACGUGGUUCGCAAAUACAGCGAGGCGUUGGAGGAGCACGGAAAUUUCCUUAUCACUGUUCCUGGUGGUUCAGAUGGACCCAGCGGAGUCCUGAUCUGCUCUGAAAACUACAUCACAUACAAGAAUUUUGGAGACCAACCUGACAUUCGGUGUCCCAUCCCACGCCGCAGGAAUGACCUGGAUGACCCAGAGAGAGGCAUGAUCUUCGUAUGCUCUGCCACUCAUAAGACCAAGUCCAUGUUCUUCUUUCUGGCCCAGACGGAGCAGGGAGACAUCUUUAAAGUUACCCUGGAAACAGAUGAAGAAAUGGUCACAGAAAUCAGGCUGAAGUACUUCGACACCAUCCCAGUGGCAGCAGCCAUGUGUGUCCUGAAGACAGGCUUCUUGUUUGUGUCCUCAGAAUUUGGAAACCAUUACCUCUACCAGAUCGCCCACUUGGGUGAUGAUGAUGAGGAGCCAGAGUUCUCCUCUGCGAUGCCAUUGGAAGAGGGAGACACCUUCUUCUUUCAGCCCCGCCCCCUCAAGAACCUGGUGCUGGUGGAUGAACAGGAGAACUUAUCACCCAUCAUGUCUUGUCAGAUUGCUGAUUUGGCCAAUGAGGACACUCCUCAGCUGUAUGUGGCCUGUGGACGAGGACCCAAGUCUACUCUCCGAGUCCUUCGACACGGAUUGGAGGUUUCAGAGAUGGCUGUGUCAGAGCUGCCCGGUAACCCCAAUGCUGUGUGGACCGUACGCCGACACGUAGAAGAUGAGUUUGACGCCUACAUCAUCGUGUCUUUCGUCAACGCUACUUUGGUCCUGUCCAUCGGAGAAACCGUAGAGGAAGUGACAGACUCUGGUUUCUUGGGAACGACGCCCACUCUGUCCUGCUCGUUACUCGGUGAAGACGCUCUGGUCCAGGUUUACCCAGACGGUAUUCGCCACAUCAGAGCAGAUAAGCGUGUGAACGAGUGGAAAACACCCGGCAAAAAAACCAUCGUCCGCUGUGCCGUGAACCAGAGGCAGGUGGUCAUCGCUCUGACCGGAGGGGAGUUGGUCUACUUCGAAAUGGACCCGUCGGGUCAGCUGAACGAGUACACCGAGCGGAAGGAGAUGUCUGCAGAUGUGGUGUGUAUGAGCUUGGCUAAUGUUCCACCUGGCGAGCAGCGUUCCAGAUUUCUGGCUGUGGGACUCGUGGACAACACCGUCCGAAUCAUUUCCCUGGACCCGUCGGACUGUCUGCAGCCUCUGAGUAUGCAGGCUCUACCAGCUCAGCCUGAGAGUCUGUGUAUCGUGGAGAUGGGCGGUGUGGAGAAGCAGGACGAACUGGGAGAAAAGGGAACCAUCGGCUUCCUCUACCUCAACAUAGGCCUUCAGAACGGUGUCCUGCUGCGAACGGUUCUGGAUCCGGUGACCGGCGACCUGUCCGACACCAGAACACGUUACCUGGGUUCACGACCAGUUAAACUCUUCAGAGUCAGGAUGCAGGGACAGGAAGCUGUGUUGGCCAUGUCCAGUCGCUCGUGGCUCAGCUACUCAUAUCAGUCUCGCUUCCAUCUGACCCCUCUGUCCUAUGAGACUCUGGAAUACGCCUCUGGUUUUGCAUCCGAGCAGUGUCCGGAAGGCAUAGUGGCCAUCUCCACCAACACCCUGAGGAUUUUGGCAUUGGAGAAAUUAGGCGCCGUCUUCAACCAGGUGGCGUUUCCUCUACAGUACACCCCCAGGAAGUUCGUCAUUCACCCAGAAACCAACAAUCUGAUUUUGAUUGAGACUGACCACAAUGCCUAUACCGAGGCGACCAAAGCACAGAGGAAGCAGCAGAUGGCUGAGGAGAUGGUGGAGGCCGCCGGUGAGGAUGAAAGAGAACUGGCCGCUGAGAUGGCCGCCGCUUUCCUUAACGAGAAUCUGCCCGAAGCCAUUUUUGGGGCCCCUAAAGCUGGCGCCGGGCAGUGGGCGUCGCUGGUCCGACUGGUCAACCCCAUCCAGGGCUCAACACUGGACCAGGUGCAGCUGGAGCAGAACGAAGCUGCAUUCAGUGUUGCAGUUUGUCGCUUCACCAACACUGGAGAUGACUGGUACGUUCUAGUGGGCGUGGCCAGAGACAUGAUUCUCAACCCCAGGUCGGUGGGCGGUGGCUUUAUCUACACGUACCGGCUCACCAGUGGUGGCGAGAAGCUAGAGUUUGUGCACAAGACACCAGUGGAGGAUGUGCCGUUGGCCAUCGCGCCGUUCCAAGGGCGCGUCCUGGUGGGAGUCGGAAAACUGCUCCGAAUCUACGACCUGGGAAAAAAGAAGCUGCUGCGCAAAUGUGAGAACAAGCAUGUUCCCAACCUGGUGACGGGCAUCCACACCAUCGGACAGCGCGUCAUCAUCUCCGACGUGCAGGAGAGUCUGUUCUGGGUUCGAUACAGACGCAACGAGAACCAGCUCAUCAUUUUCGCCGAUGACACGUAUCCUCGCUGGGUGACGACGGCCUGUCUGCUGGACUACGACACCAUGGCGUCCGCUGACAAGUUUGGGAACAUCAGCAUCGUGCGUCUUCCUCCAAACACAAGCGAUGAUGUAGAUGAAGACCCCACAGGGAACAAGGCAUUGUGGGACAGAGGCCUCCUUAAUGGAGCAUCACAGAAGGCUGAGGUGAUUGUCAACUACCACAUAGGAGAGACGGUGUUAUCGCUACAGAAAACCACUCUGAUCCCGGGCGGUUCUGAGUCGCUGGUUUACACCACACUGUCUGGAGGCAUCGGUAUACUGGUCCCAUUCACGUCACACGAGGAUCAUGACUUCUUCCAACACUUGGAGAUGCACAUGCGCUCAGAGUUCCCUCCACUUUGCGGCCGGGACCACCUCAGCUUCAGAUCCUACUACUUCCCAGUAAAGAACGUGAUCGACGGAGAUCUGUGCGAGCAGUUCAACAGCAUGGACCCCCACAAACAGAAGAGCGUGGCCGAGGAGCUGGACAGGACGCCGCCCGAGGUCUCCAAAAAGCUGGAGGACAUUCGCACCCGCUACGCCUUCUAAACUUAGACGGACACAUUGACAGACGUCCUGCUGUGGCACAGACUCACGGACAAGUACGGGGUUCAACACUUGAACGAGGGCAGACACGUGUCACUACAUGGAAAUGCAGCCGUGAUCAUGAGUUCAGACUGGAUGGAAACUUUCUUACCCUCCAUAAAACACAAAAUUAGUCGCAACUAAACUUUUAUUUUUGCGGAUGCUUUCUGUUUUAACUAAAAACCGAAAUCUGCU